This is a messenger RNA of Blepharisma stoltei, 871 nucleotides long. Lineage: Eukaryota; Ciliophora; Heterotrichea; Heterotrichida; Blepharismidae. The record is from the annotation of a GenBank genome assembly.
AUGAGUGCUAGCAUUUUAUUAUUGAUUUCUCUCAGCUUUGUGCUUAUCAGCUCUCAGACAUGUGACGAGCACAUAUGUAGCAAGAAACAGAAGUAUUUUCCUUCAAAUUCUGCCUAUAACUUUACACAUAGCCCAUUGCCUUACCCACAAGAUUUUCUUCAGCCGAUCCUGAGUUCUGAUAUUUUAUUAUCGCAUCAAGGGAAUCUCCACAAAGAAAUAGUCCAAUCCCUGAAUGACUAUAUCAAACUAAAUCCUGAGCUUCAUCAUAAAAGUUUGGCUGAUUUACAAUUAUCAGCUUAUACUGACAAAGAUCUCCAAAAUUACGCAGGCGGGCAUUAUAACCAUUUACUUUAUUGGUGGAUGCUGACAAACCCACAGUGCUCGUCAGAAAAGCCAAGUGGGGUGUUAUUGGAACAAAUUGUGAGCCAGUGGGGAAAUUGGACUAAGUUUCAGAUUGAGUUUAUGGCAAAGUCGACUGGACUAUUUGGGUCAGGAUGGAUUUGGCUUUGUGUGAAUCAGGGAAAACAGAUUGAGAUAAGGACGACAAAACUUAAUAUAAACCCACUGAUGGGGAUUGAUGGAGAAAAAUGCUACCCUUUUUUAGUAAAUGAUGUAUGGGAGCAUUCUUAUUAUAAGAUUUUAAAUAGGAAUAAAAUAUCUUAAGAGAUAAUAAGGGUUUAUUUUGCUCGAAAUAGGGUAUUAAGCUGAUAAGACUAUAAAAAAUAAGGCAAAUUUUAUUAGAAUUGUAUAUCUAGAAUAUUUGUGGAAUCGAGCUUCUUAUGUCAAUAAGUUUUGGAAUAUCCUUGACUGGAAUACUAUUGAAUUUCUAUAUCAAAAUUAUGCAUCAAAUCUUCAAGCAGUUCCAUUUUAA